This is a messenger RNA of Gadus macrocephalus (Pacific cod), 1371 nucleotides long. RefSeq names its product transmembrane protein 242 (gene tmem242). The transcript is spliced from 4 exons. Lineage: Eukaryota; Metazoa; Chordata; Actinopteri; Gadiformes; Gadidae. Bases 10 to 510 code for a protein of 166 amino acids. The record is from RefSeq and is a predicted model, not a curated record.
UGCGCUGAUAUGUUUCUGCUGGUGUUGUUUCUACACGGAGGCUUUAUGGUAACGGACCACAUAAACAUGACAGCUGAGAAGGAAAACGCGAGUUUGAAUGUCAUCUCCUCUACGGCCAUGGAAACUGUCAGUGAAGACAAACUACAGGUCUUAAAAGGUGCCGCCUUUCUGGGUACCGUGGGCUCCGCAGGGAUAAUCGCAGGAUUUGGUUCGUCGUUGGCUCUCGCCAAGAAGAAAAGCCCAGGCUGGUUUAGUAAGGGGGUCAUGCCUACGGCGGCGGUCCCAGAGAGCGGGGCUUCUCUGGCCCUGAGGGCGCUGGGCUGGGGGUCGCUGUACGCCUGGUGCGGCGUGGGCCUGCUCAGCUUCACCGUGUGGAAGGCCCUGGGCGUUCACAGCCUAUCAGAGUUCAGAUUGAAGAUGGCCGCCAUCUUCCCUUCCAUCCCCAAGAGCCCGCAGGAAGAGGAAGGUUCGGAGCAGCCGGACUGGGACGGCAUCUUUAACUCCAAAUAAACGGCUGCUGGUUGAUUUGGGGAGGCCCUAAAACAGACUCAAGACUUUGAAGUUCCAUUGUUGUGUUUCAUUAAGACAGUGCGUAUCAUCCUAAGGGCUGCACAGUAAGACCAUUCUGUUAGGGUGGAUCUUGGACUUAUGGUUGACCGGAGAACUCCUCGUACCGCCGACAUGGGGAGGACUUUGGACCAAGGGACUGCCUGGGUCUGCUGAACACUGACACCCAGUUCUCAUGGACAGAACCAUCUUUUGAAGAACAGUGGUUGCGUGUCUUAAGCCUGUCGUUAUGUUGCUGAGAAGAGACUGGAUGCACUUUAAAACAGGGCAAUGCACUAAACUUGGGUCUUCACUUGUAUGCAUUGCUUAAGAGUUUUAUGAGAGAGAUUUAGCCCAAACAGUGGUCACAGUGCAACCAGAUGCCAUGUACAUUUAUUAUUUCAUCAUGUUGUGAAACAGGUGUAUAAAGAUAAGGAAUAAACAGCGGGCAUCUUCUCUUUACAUUGGUUGAAUUGUUGAAACCUGGCCAACCGUUAACAAUUUUCAGCUGUACAGCAAGACUAGCAUGUUAAUGUUUACGUAAAAAAUGAUAUUUUUCAUGACAGCACCACACACAUGUCCCGAUAAGUCUCGAUAAAUCCCGUUCAUGUACCGAAAAGGACAUUUGUGAGUUGUAACGUCCAUUAUUAUUAUUAUUAUUUUAAGUUAUCCAUCUCCAUUACGGUGUCGACCCCACAGCCUCUUCAGCGAGGAAGACAAACAUGUACAACUUUAUUUACACGUGGGGCCCGGACGCUGAUGGUCGUGAAGUGACAGUUGAAAGUGAUGCAUAAAGAUGGAAAAUAAACCUAAAACAGAACUUUG